Molecule: messenger RNA, 866 nt
Organism: Anopheles cruzii
Lineage: Eukaryota; Metazoa; Arthropoda; Insecta; Diptera; Culicidae
Gene: MED10
Product: mediator of RNA polymerase II transcription subunit 10
Exons: 1
Coding region: 57-449 (130 amino acids)
Biological process (GO): positive regulation of transcription by RNA polymerase II
Cellular component (GO): mediator complex; chromatin
Molecular function (GO): transcription coregulator activity
Source: RefSeq, a predicted model, not a curated record
ACCGAGAGAAAAAUUUCUAGCAGCAGCUUCUUCUACAAUUGGUAUAAGUAAACAGAAUGACUUCACCGUUGGAAAAUUUGGAGAACUUCCUGGAGAUGUUUAUCGAAAAUGUGCGACAGAUUCGCAUCAUCGUGAGCGACUUUCAGCCCCAGGGACAGAACGUGCUGAAUCAAAAAAUUCAAUCGCUAGUUUCGGGGCUUCAGGAGAUCGAUAAGCUGAAGCACCAGAUUGACGUGAACGUUCCGCUGGAGGUUUUCGACUACAUCGACCAGGGCCGCAACCCGCAACUGUACACGAAGGACUGCAUCGACAAGGCACUGACAAAGAACGAGGAAGUGAAGGGAAAGAUCGACUCAUACCGAAAAUUCAAGAGCAACCUGAUGAAGGAGCUAAGCGAAACGUUCCCGAUCGAGAUCAGCAAGUACAAGGCGAUCCGAGGCGAUGAAUAGUAGCGGUAACGGUACUUUCGGGCACGUUGGUGCGUAGAACGUGCGGCGGCGUGGUGAUGUCUUGAUUCUAGGCAAUAAGGUACCGACAAAAACCAUUGAAGUGAAUACGAAGUUUGAAGCAAAUCAUAUAAUUCGAACGAGAUCAUGUGCACCGAAAACUCCCUCACUACUAACCGACGGUGGAGGCAGCAACUAAAAGCAAGCAGCAGCAACUUUCUUACUCUAAUGUAUUAUCUUUUAUAAUAUUAAAAAGUGAACCGUUGCAUCAUUAUUACGAAACAAUUCUCAAUAAACGCUUUCUUCGAUCGCCGCUGCCGGCUAAGAGCAAUAUAAUUUCGAAGGCCGAUUAAUUUCAAAUGCCGAUACCCCCCGGGCGAUCCCCGUUGAGUGGCCUGGUACACAAUCAAUCGCUCAUGG